Molecule: messenger RNA, 3940 nt
Organism: Ilex paraguariensis (yerba mate)
Lineage: Eukaryota; Viridiplantae; Streptophyta; Magnoliopsida; Aquifoliales; Aquifoliaceae
Source: the annotation of a GenBank genome assembly
AUGGAAGAUGGUCAAUGGCACGACCCACUUCUUAUCACUGAUGUUUCUUGCCAACAACAACGACAUCAACAUCUCCUUGACCCUUUACUCUCAUUUCCCAGCUUGCAAAGUGCGGUAAUGGCAGAUUUAGACAAUUCAAGUCCUAACAAGAUUGAUGGAUUAGAAACUGGUUCCUGGAAAAAUCGAAGCUUAGAAGCCACCAGUGGUGAAAAUGUCAGCGACCCAAGUGCAGACAAUGUAUUUGAUGGUCGGUCCAUGUUGGGGUUUUCUUUAACCUCACCUGAUUUGGUUAUAUGUGCUGGCUCACCCGAUAUAGCUACUAGGCACGGCUAUGAAGAUUCACCACAAUGCUUGAAGUGUUCCUCCGUUGAGGUCUCUUUAGAAAAUGGAAUCAAUGGAUCUGAAAUUAAAGAUUCUACUGAGACUCCAGCUGCUGCAAAAUUUUCAACGUUGUCGAACGAAUACAUAUGUCCUCAAGAUUCUUUUGAGCUUCCUCCACCACCUGCUACUGAAGAAAAUUCUCCAAAAGAUUCAAUUUCUGUUGUGAAUAUCAAUGCAGGAUCAACUGAUAGCGCAGUGGUUUUGGGCAGGAAAAUGUUUUCAGAAGAUAAUUGUUUCAAUGGUGGGGAUACAAUAAGGACUGACACUAUAACUGGGAGUGUAGAAGGCGCUGCUCUUUAUCAGACAGCUCGUUUUGGAAAUUUCUCGUACCAUUUCAAGACUUUGGAGUCUGGAAAUUACAGGGUUGAUCUGCACUUUGCAGAGAUUGUCUUCACCGAUGGCCCUCCUGGGAUGAGAGUGUUUGAUAUCUUUGUACAAGAAUACAAGGUGAUUUCUUGCUUAGACGUUUAUGAACGCGUUGGUGCAAAUAGACCUCUAGUUAUAUCUGAUUUGAAAACUUCUGUUAAUGGUGAAGAGGGAUUGUCAAUUAGAUUUGAAGGAGUAACUGGAAGCCCAAUUUUAUGUGGAAUCUGUGUGAGGAAAUAUUCUUCUGCAACUUUUGGAGAAGUGGAACUGCUUAAAGUUAUGGGAAUGGCUCAACAGCAACAAUGCGAGUUGCCAAAAGUAGUAAGUACUCUUCAAAAACCAACGGGGGAAGGAGAAUUUGGUAAACUUCAAAUAGACUACGAGUAUCAGAAAAAAGAACUAGUUGAAGCUAAGAGGGCUUUAGAGGAGCUUAAGCGGGAGAAUGAACUUAAGAGCAGAGAAUGCCAAAAAGCUUGCAAGUCUUUACAGGAUCUCCAGAAUGAGCUCAUGCGCAAAUCGAUGCAUGUUGGAUCACUAGCUUUUGCCAUUGAGGGACAAGUGAAAGAAAAGAGCAGAUGGUUUGCAUCUUUGAGAGACCUAAAAAGAAAAUUGAAGAUUUUGAAAAUGGAUCAACUCAAGCUUUCAGAGGAAGCAUUGUCAUAUAAGAAAUGCCUGGCAGAAAUGAAUGAUAUGUGCUCUAUCGUUCAGUCGAAAAUUAAACAGCAAAUAGAAUUACAUGAAGAUCUUAAGAUCAAAUUUGUCAAAGGGGCCAAGGAACGGAAAGAACUUUACAACAAGGUCUUGGAACUGAAAGGAAAUAUUAGGGUCUUUUGCCGGUGUAGGCCUUUGAACGCUGAAGAGAUUGCUGCUGGAACUUCAAUGAUAGUUGAUUUUGAAGCUGCAAAGGACGAUGAGCUUACAGUAAGAUCAAAUGGGGUAUCCAAGAAGACCUUCAAGUUUGAUGCUGUUUUUAGCCCGCAAGCAGACCAAUUUGAUGUUUUUGAGGAUACUGCCCCAUUUGCAACCUCAGUUCUAGAUGGGUACAAUGUGUGCAUCUUUGCUUAUGGACAGACAGGAACUGGGAAGACUUUUACAAUGGAGGGCACAGAUGAAGCCCGUGGGGUUAAUUAUCGAACUCUUGAGGAGUUAUUUCGCAUCAUUCAAGAGAGAAAGAGUACGUAUCAGUAUGAAAUAUCUGUGAGCGUCUUGGAAGUUUAUAAUGAGCAGAUACGAGAUUUGCUAGUUUCUGGAUCACAGCCAGGAGUGACUGCAAAAAGGCUUGAAAUAAGGCAAGUAGCUGAAGGUGUACAUCAUGUCCCAGGACUGGUUGAAGCUCAUGUGAACAACAUGAAUGAGGUCUGGGAAGUUCUACAGACCGGUAGUAAUGGCAGGGCUGUUGGAUCAACCAAUGCUAAUGAGCACAGUAGCCGAUCCCAUUGCAUACAUUGUGUGAUGGUGAAGGGGGAGAACUUGUUGAAUGGGGAAUGCACAAGAAGUAAGCUAUGGCUAGUUGACUUAGCGGGAAGUGAGCGUAUAGCCAAAACAGAAGUACAAGGUGAAAGAUUGAAAGAAGCCCUGAACAUUAACAGAUCUCUUUCUGCACUUGGGGAUGUCAUAUCUGCUCUUGCAACAAAGAGUGCACACAUCCCUUUCAGGAACUCCAAGCUCACUCAUUUGCUUCAAGACUCUUUAGGAGGAGAUUCGAAGACACUGAUGUUUGUACAGAUCAGUCCCAAUGAGAAUGACCUGAGUGAGACUCUUUGUUCACUGAAUUUUGCAAGCAGAGUGAGAGGCAUAGAGUUGGGUCCAGCAAAGAAGCAAUUAGACAGCUCUGAGCUUCUAAAAUACAAACAAAUGUUUGAAAAGGUCAAGCAAGAUAUGAAGAGCAAGGAUUUUCAGUUUAAGAAGAUGGAGGACACCAUUCAUGGUUUGGACACGAGGAUAAAGGAGAAGGAUUUGAGAAACAAGAACCUGCAAGAUAAGAUUAAAGAAUUGGAAUCACAACUUUUAAUAGAGAGAAAGCUAGCAAGGCAGCAUGUGGAUACGAAAAUAGCGGAACAGCAGCAGCUGAGACAACAGCAAGAAGAGCCAAAUUCUGCACUUGUAAAGCCACCUUUUGCGGCUAGACCAUUUGGCAUUAAUAAGAACUUUAGUGAAGGCAAAGAACAAAUAGAUUUCACCAGACCACUUACUGAGAACAACAGCUGCAAACCUCCCAUGGCGCCUCAUCCUCCGGUGGAUGGCUUUGACACGUACAAUGAUUGUGCAGAAAAGGAAAAUAAUCCUAAGAUGGCUGAACAACAACCAUUGCUGCCAAAGCGGACUGGCAGAGCUUCUCUCUGCCCGACAGCACAGAGGAUUUUAGCUGUACCAGCGCCAAGGCGCAACUCCCUAAUUCCUUUACCAAUAUCAGGGACAGCCAAGUUGCCUUCAUCACUGUUACCACUGACACCAAUUCAAGCUGACAUGAAAGCAGAUGUGUCUGAGGUUGAAGCUAAAGGCUUCCUUGAACCCACACCUUGGGAUAGUCCUAAAGACCGCAAAAGUGGAACUAAGAAGCUGAGCAGUAUAUUGAGACGAAGCCUUCAAAAGAAAGUUCAAAUAAAGUCUCCAAUGCAGCAACACCUAAGAAGGGGCGGUGUAAACGUGGGGAUGGAGAAGGUUAGAGUUUCUAUUGGAAGCAGAGGGAGGAUGGCUCAUAGAGUAUUGUCUGGCAAUGCUAGAAGAACAGCAAAGGAUACUCAGCAGAAGCCAAGCCAGAAGGCAAAGGAAAGAGGGUGGAGUAUGGCAACGGUGGGGAGAACUGUUGUAUAAAUUUGGUUAGCUAACAAUAGACUCUGUUUCCUGUUGCAUGCUACUAUAGAAAGGUACCAAUGGAUGGGGAAAAAAAUAGAGCUUAGAAAUAGUGGUCUCGAUUAUUUUUUUUGGAUGAUGCUGAUCAUCUGAGUGAAAUUUUCUACUUUAACUGAAAUGGUUUGACUGAUGUAUAUAACUACUCUUUCGGAAUGACAUUUCUGUGAUGGUUGACAGUGUGGAUCUAAUGAGCUUCUUUCGACACCCUGAUAUCAGCCAUUGUGUAUAUAUGUAAUCCAAUCCUCUGAAAGAAACCACAGACCAGAGAUGUUGUAAGAUAUGUAGGAAUUGUUGUGCUUAAAGUUGAUGAGGCAGAGGCAUUUACGAUUUGCUGUUUCUG